CCUAGUCACUUAGGCCUCUCUAUAAACGCACUCGAUAUCCUUCAACACAUUCCCAUCAAACUUGAGAGUUUCACGUGCUCUUCUGCAAGCUAGACGAGCGAGAGAAGAGAGAGCAGAAAUCCUCUUCUAUCUGCUUCGAAACUCCGGCGAAAACCAUGCCGAAAGUUAUCCUCCAAGUGGAUUGGUCCAGCGAGAAUAAGAAGAAGAAGGCCAUCAAGAUGGUCUCCGAGAAUGAAGAAGUAGAAUCAUUUACUGUGGACGACGAGAACAAGCGACUGACGGUGGUUGGGGACAUGGAUCCCGUAAAGCUCGUGAAGAAGAUGAGAAAGCAUUUUCCGGCGACGGACAUCGUCUUCAUGAAGACCGAGACCCUGGCGGCAGUCGGGACCCCGGCGGCAGUCGAGAUCCCGCAACAAGAGCCUUCUCCACCCUACCCAUACUUGUAUCCCCACGGUCCUUACUAUGGGAGGCCGUCCGCGCCGCCGUACUUGGGUGACAACAGUUACUACCCUGCUCAGUCUUAUCCAGCGAACGGACCCCCGUAUCACUCCUAUCCUUCCAAUUGGGGGCAGCCCUGGCCGCCGUCCGGGGGCUACUAUGGUUAAUAUCCUCAGUAGGAAUAUGUUCACGGCUAUGUGGACUUCGCAAGUGCUUUGAAUUCUACUUGUACUGCUUUCACCUGUAUCGCUCUGCCCUACCCUUUGCAUGGAUGCUAAUAUACUGUUUGGUUUGGUGCGA
Syzygium oleosum is the source of this 738-nucleotide messenger RNA. RefSeq lists its product as uncharacterized. Gene Ontology annotation, molecular function: metal ion binding. NCBI's taxonomy places the organism in Eukaryota, Viridiplantae, Streptophyta, Magnoliopsida, Myrtales, Myrtaceae. The record is from RefSeq and is a predicted model, not a curated record. Bases 156 to 605 code for a protein of 149 amino acids. The transcript has 3 exons.